GUCUGGGGUGGGUAGCCGUCACACCCGGAAGUGAAGCGCCUCUGUAACGGAGCGGCGGCGCGGCCGGCGGGGCUCAGAGUAGCCAGUUUAUUUUGGAGGAAAUCACUGCGUCGAGCCUGAGCAGCAGGUGCCAUUCCUUUCGCCGGUGAGAGGCGCGGACUGUGGGCACUCUUGCCAACGCUACGAUGCUUUCAGGAUACAGCUAUCGGCUGGGCUGACCAUGGCCCUUUCUGUGGAGACCGAGUCACACAUCUACCGAGCUCUACGCACUGCCUCUGGGGCUGCAGCCCACCUUAUGGCCCUGGGCUUUACCAUCUUUGUGACUGUGCUUGCCAGGCCUGGCUCCAGUCUCUUCUCCUGGCACCCUGUGCUUAUGUCUCUGGCUUUCUCUUUCCUGAUGACCGAGGCACUACUGAUGUUUUCUCCUGAGAGUUCCCUGCUGCGGUCCCUGUCUCGGAAGGUCCGAGCCCGCUGCCACUGGGUACUACAGCUGCUAGCUCUGCUGUGUGCUCUACUGGGCCUCAGCCUUGUCAUCCUCCACAAAGAACAGCUUGGCAAAGCACACCUGGCCACGCGGCAUGGGCAGACAGGGCUACUAGCCGUGCUGUGGGCAAGUCUGCAGUGCUCAGGGGGUGUGGGGCUGCUCUAUCCUAAGCUGUUGCCCCGAUGGCCCCUGGCAAAGCUCAAACUCUACCAUGCCACUUCUGGGCUGGUGGGCUACCUGCUAGGAAGUGCCAGCCUCUUGUUGGGCAUGUGCUCACUGUGGUUCACUGCUAAUGUCACUGGUGGAACCUGGUACCUGGCUGUGCUAUGCCCUGUCCUCACCAGUUUGGUCAUCAUGAACCAGGUGAGCAAUGCAUACCUAUACCGCAAAAGGAUCCAACCAUGAGCUCUUCCCAGCCAAGGGGAAUCCUGGAUUUGCACUUCAGCAUAGCAGUUGGAGCUGGGGACCUCCUGGACUCUUGCUGAUUGUGUCAGGGGACACUUCAGGUACUAGGGCACUCAGGGAUAGGAAAUCUGUGUGACAUUUUUGCUCCUUAUGCUAGAGUGCCUCCCUUUUUCUUUUCACCAUCAUUCUAGAGGAGCAUAGAUUGUGUGUCUGGAUGAAGCUGGGGUUGCAACACUGUCUCCCCAACUAUACAGCUUAUAUUUGUACUGCUAUGUCCAGAAAUUAUGGAGAGUAAAAAGUAAAAUAAAAAAAAAUUUACUAAAGACUGAUGGAAACAGCG
Molecule: messenger RNA, 1229 nt
Organism: Nannospalax galili (Upper Galilee mountains blind mole rat)
Lineage: Eukaryota; Metazoa; Chordata; Mammalia; Rodentia; Spalacidae
Product: cytochrome b561 domain-containing protein 2
Exons: 4
Coding region: 221-889 (222 amino acids)
Cellular component (GO): endoplasmic reticulum
Molecular function (GO): transmembrane monodehydroascorbate reductase activity
Source: RefSeq, a predicted model, not a curated record